CCCAGACGGCCAUUUGUAGCGGCGCUGGAGGCUGCGUUCGGCAGGCGCUGCGAAGUCGUGUGGAGGAGCGCGCCCCCAGGCCGCCGCAGCCCCUCGCCGUUGCGGUCCCCUCGCUUCUCCGCGCCUCGGGCGGGACCCGGCCAGCCCAGGCGCCGCGCUGCCGUCCUGACCGGCCCUCUAGCAGCUCCCGGCGCCCGGGACCCCCACCCGGCCGCUCGCCCGCAGCCCGCCGGCCGCACACGUCCCCGGAGCCGGGCCUAAGGCGGGCGGCGGCUCGGCGUGGCCGGGCUGGGCUCGGCGGCGUCCCCAUGGCCGCGGCCGGCUGGCGGGACGGCUCCGGCCAGGAGAAGUACCGGCUGGUGGUGGUCGGCGGAGGCGGCGUGGGCAAAUCGGCGCUCACCAUCCAGUUCAUCCAGUCUUAUUUUGUAACGGAUUAUGAUCCAACCAUCGAGGAUUCCUACACAAAACAGUGCGUGAUAGAUGACCGGGCGGCCCGGCUAGAUAUUCUGGAUACAGCGGGACAAGAGGAAUUUGGAGCUAUGAGAGAACAGUAUAUGAGAACUGGCGAGGGUUUCCUUUUGGUCUUUUCAGUCACAGAUAGAGGCAGUUUUGAAGAAAUCUAUAAGUUUCAAAGACAGAUUCUCAGAGUAAAGGAUCGUGAUGAGUUUCCAAUGAUUUUAAUUGGUAAUAAAGCAGAUCUGGAUCAUCAGAGACAGGUAACACAGGAAGAAGGACAGCAAUUAGCACGGCAACUUAAGGUAACAUACAUGGAGGCAUCAGCAAAGAUUAGGAUGAAUGUAGAUCAAGCUUUCCAUGAACUUGUCCGGGUUAUAAGGAAAUUUCAAGAGCAGGAAUGUCCUCCUUCACCAGAACCAACACGGAAAGAAAAAGACAAGAAAGGCUGCCAUUGUGUCAUUUUCUAAGAAUCCCUUGAAUUUUAGCUACCAACUGCCAGGAAAGCCCUCAUCUUCUCCUCCUCUCCUUACAGUUUACAUCACGUUGGUACCUUUCUAGCCUUAGAUAAAUGAUCACCGUGGUAGCCUUAGACCAAGAAGCUGGCUAAUCCUUUCCAUGAAGCUAAUCCAAUGGUCAUUUCAAGACAGAUUUAAUGGAAACACUAAGGCUGCUUCAAAGAUUAUCUGAUUCCUUUAAAAUGUAUAUCUAUAUACACAGAUACAUUCUUUUUUUUUUUUUUUUUAAAGCUUACUUUUAAUAGGGAUGAAUCAGUUUUGGAAUCUAAGCUGUUUGCCAAGCUGAAGUCAUCGGUUGUGAAAUAACUUUUAACUUCUGGAAUCAUAUUGCCUACUGUUACUCUAAAUAGAAACAUAGGGAGUUUUUUAAAAUGUGAAUUUUUGCCUAUCUCUAAAAAUUUUGAUGUCAACUUUAGUUAACCUUAAAUACACUGAAUUGAAUCCACAAACGUGAGACAUCUCAGACCUUUCCUGAUGCUAUAGCCUUUGUUUUCCAGUGGCCAAAAUACCAAAAUGCCUAUUGUAUUUAUAGGUUAAAAACUGCGUGUAAAGCCUUUGCUGUUACUCCUACUCUUAAAGAUAAUAUUCUGUAUGGCCAAAUAUUUGGACUCAUUCUGGACUUAGGCAUUUCACUGUUCUUGGUAUUUUAAUUUAACUCUUUUUCACAGCCAUGUUGAGAGUAAAAAUAAAUAAUUUCUGUCUGUCUUCCUUUUCACGUAUUUCUGGAUAAGGGAUUCAAAAAACUAAAACUGUUUUUGUUUUGUAAUAUAAAAUAUGGAAUUGAUCUUUCCAGGGUCAGAGAUGAUUAAUGUUUUGCUAUAUACUUUUAUACAUUAUUUUCUUAUCAAACUAGUUAACAAGUAUUUUUAUAUGUUUGUAAGCAAAUAUGCUUUCACAGCAUACCUUGUGUAUAUGUAAAGAUAAGUAUUUAAUUCUCACUGUUCACUUUUAACUGACAAAGAGAAAAAAAAAGUGAAAACUACAAAAACUGUGGUAGAAUCCUACAUGCUGUUCUGGUCCUGGUUGUACCCACCUCUGGCCAGUCACAUAGCUACUCAAUAAACCUUCCCAAUAGAGUACAACAGGAUGAGAAUCUGAAAUCACUUCCAGUAUCCCCUACUAGAUAUUGACUGUUCUAUCAAGUAGCAAGUGGUAAAACCUUUAACUGACAAGUAGUAUAACUGUAGAUGACUUCCGACUUUGUUUUUUAAUUCUGUGGAUUGUGUUUAAACAAUUCAAAAGUUUUUUCCUGAUUUUGAGAUACUAAGUGGUAUUGCACAGUUGUCACUUUAUUGAAUGUGUACAACAGUUUCAUGAAGUUUAUAAAGCGUACCCUUGUAUAGCUUCAGGUGCUAGAAUUAAAAUUGAUCUGUUAUCACAAGA
Molecule: messenger RNA, 2354 nt
Organism: Cervus elaphus (red deer)
Lineage: Eukaryota; Metazoa; Chordata; Mammalia; Artiodactyla; Cervidae
Gene: RRAS2
Product: RAS related 2
Exons: 6
Coding region: 309-923 (204 amino acids)
Biological process (GO): signal transduction
Cellular component (GO): plasma membrane
Molecular function (GO): GDP binding; GTPase activity; GTP binding
Source: RefSeq, a predicted model, not a curated record